Ilex paraguariensis (yerba mate) is the source of this 1686-nucleotide messenger RNA. The record is from the annotation of a GenBank genome assembly. Lineage: Eukaryota; Viridiplantae; Streptophyta; Magnoliopsida; Aquifoliales; Aquifoliaceae.
ACCCCGUUCUCUUCCCACUUUAACUUUUCCUCUCCUUUACGCAAUGCUACACUUAUGCAUUCAUAUACUGUACGGCAUAUAACUAAACAACCAUCUCUCUAUUUAGUCCUUUCUCACUCCCGAAGCCAUGAAACCUUCAUUGGGCAAAUCCGACCUGUGCUCUGCUCUGAAGUCAUUGCCCAACAAACUUGAAGGCAUGCUCUGUUGUUGUAAUUCACCAAACAAGUAUAUGAGAUUAGACAGUAAGCUUGAAAGGAAAAUUAUUGAGGUAAAGAAAAGUGCUUCUGGACAUAGCAAUUUCAGAUCAGUCAAUAGCAUAAUCUUGAGGUUCCCCCAGUUCAAAGAGCAAUUGAAAGAGAUUAGAGGUGUUUUUGAACAGUAUGAUGAAGAUUCUAAUGGAAUUAUUGACCAUGAGGAACUCAACAAAUGCUUAAAGAAAUUGCAAGUUCAGCUUACACAAAAGGAAAUUGAUGAUCUUUUCUUUUCCUGUGACAUGGAUGGGAGCGCUGGGAUACAGUUUAAUGAGUUUAUUGUUCUUCUUUGUCUUGUUUAUAUCCUAGUGGAUACUUCAACGACUUCCCACUCUACAUCAAAGAUGGGUUCACCGCAGCUUGAAGCCACUUUUGAUGCUAUCAUUGAAGCAUUCUUGUUUCUCGAUAAAAAUGGUGAUGGAAAGCUGAACAAGAAAGACAUGAUGAAGGCAUUGAACGAGGCUUCUCCUCGGGAGAAAUCCCCUGCACAUAUCACAAGAAAAGAAAUGGACUGGGACAGGAACGGAAAGGUCAGCUUCAGGGAAUUCCUCUUUGCUUUGAUUGAUUGGGUCGGGGUUGAUACAGAUGAUGAAAUUCCUGUGGAAGGACAUUAAGCAGAGCACAGAGAGCUAAGGAAGGAAAACAUCUGAGUUGAGGUCAGAUUGAUACAGUUGUAUGUAUAUCCAGCAGUUUAUUUUUAAGAGUUGGCAUUGUGUCAUGUUUAUAAUGUUGAUGAUAUAUGUCAUAUUUAGCAACUUGAUUUGUUAAUGUUAAGUUAUUUUUACCACUUUGUUCUUCUUCCAUAUAUACUACUGAAACUUCUGUUCAUGGACUUGAAAAUAUGGAUACACCCAUAACUUUACUAAUCGCUAGAAAGAUACAUCACAAGGCAUACUUCUCUCUUGCUAAUUACUCCAAGAACCUAAACAGUUUACAGACUCCCAAGAAGGAAACAGAAAAAACUAAGGACUAUCUAAUAUAAGAAGCAACCUUGGGUCAUUUGAAGAAGUCCAGUGUACAUUAGCUACCUAUAGGCCAUUGUCAUUUUACAUUGGUGAGUUUCAUUGUAUUCCUAGAGCUUGAAUUCUCUUUAUCACUGACAAAGAAGAAGCAUUUCUUUGUUUCCAAUCUUCUCUCCUCUCCUUCUUUUGUCCUUCUUCCAUGAAGCAUCUGUCAUAACCGUCGAGUAUGCUGACAAUCUGCCUCAUGCUUGGUCGUAAUUCUGAGUUGGUGCGUAUGCAUGCCAUUCCUACUUUCAUUAGCCUCACCAUUUCAUUGUGAUCAUACUCUCCAUCCAACCUCCAAUCUACCAAUUCCUUGUAAGGCCUUUUUCGUGCUUCGAAUUCAUGGACUCUCUUCACCAAAAGCACCUCAGGCCGCCGAAAAUCAACAGCCAUCUGUCCACUGACCACCUCUAGCACCACUACACCAAAGC